Monosiga brevicollis MX1 is the source of this 1170-nucleotide messenger RNA. RefSeq lists its product as uncharacterized. Gene Ontology annotation, molecular function: structural constituent of ribosome; large ribosomal subunit rRNA binding. NCBI's taxonomy places the organism in Eukaryota, Choanoflagellata, Craspedida, Salpingoecidae. Gene Ontology annotation, biological process: ribosome biogenesis; cytoplasmic translation; ribosomal large subunit assembly. The record is from RefSeq and is a predicted model, not a curated record. Bases 50 to 982 code for a protein of 310 amino acids. Gene Ontology annotation, cellular component: cytosolic large ribosomal subunit. The transcript has a single exon.
GAUCGCUAAGUCAAAUUUUUUUGAACCGGGCCAUAACCUCACCGUCAAAAUGGUCAAGGUCGAUCGCAAGACUUGGAAGAAGCUGUACUUCCAGCGCUUCUACGAGUACCUCGAGAAGUUCUCGCGCAUCCUCAUUGUGCACGCCGACAAUGUUGGCUCCAAGCAGAUGCAGGACAUCCGCGCUGCCCUCCGCGGCAACUGCGAGCUCCUGAUGGGCAAGAACACCAUGGUCCGCCGUGCUCUCCUCGACCACGAGAACGAGAUCUUCCACGAGCUGCUCCCCCACAUCAAGGGCAACGUUGGCCUUCUCUUCACCAACGACGACUUUGUCGCCAUCCGUGACGUCCUCCUUGACCACAAGGUUGCCGCCCCUGCCCGUGUCGGUGCCAUUGCCCCCGAACCCAUCAUCAUCCCCGCUGGUCCUACCGGUCAGGAUGCCCAGAAGACUUCCUUCUUCCAGGCCCUCAACAUCCCCACCAAGAUUGCCAAGGGCUCCAUUGAGAUUAUCUCGGAAGUCCGUCUUCUGGAGGAGGGUGGCCGUGUCGGUCCCUCGGAGGCUGCUCUCCUGAACAUGUUGGGCAUCUCCCCCUUCAGCUAUGGUCUCGUCGUCGUCCAGAUCUACGAGAACGGUGCCUGCUUCAACCCCAAGAUCCUGGACAUCACCAACGAUGACCUCGUUGCCAAGUUCAUGGAGGGUAGCCGCAAGGUUGCUGCCGUCUCUCUGGCCAUUGGCCGCCCCAACCCGGCCUCGGUCCCCCACAUGGUCAUCAACGGCUACAAGAACGUUCUCGCCAUCGCUUGCGUCACCGAGAUCACCUUCCCUCUCGCCGAGAAGGCCAAGGCUUACCUCGCCAACCCCGAGGCCUUUGCCGUUGCUGCUGCCCCUGCUGCCGCCGCUGCCCCUGCUGCUGCCGCCGCCGCUGCCCCCGAACCCGAGUCGGAGGAUGAUGAGGAGAUGGACGGCUUCUCCCUCUUCGAUUAAGCUUCCUGUCUUGUCGUGCGCCAAGCCUCGUAGCGCUCUGCCAAGCCGCUGUGCUGCAGCCCCUGGCUGAUGCUAUGGCCCAAGUGGGAGAUUUCAUGCCGUCCGUGGCUGGUCUCCCGCCGUCGGUCCUGGUGUUGCGAGCUUCUCGAGUGCCCAUGUGCACCUCAACUCAAUUGACGUCGAAAGCC